Molecule: messenger RNA, 834 nt
Organism: Penicillium maclennaniae
Lineage: Eukaryota; Fungi; Ascomycota; Eurotiomycetes; Eurotiales; Aspergillaceae
Exons: 2
Coding region: 1-834 (277 amino acids)
Molecular function (GO): heme binding; iron ion binding; monooxygenase activity
Source: RefSeq, a predicted model, not a curated record
AUGGAAACUAUCUAUGCUGUCCGGGCGAAUGUGGUCAAAUCCCAAGGCUACAGCUCAUUGAGCGCCAGUCGGCACACUCCAAACACCCUAACUGCUACCGAUAAAAAAACCCACGGAUUUAAGCGCCACAUUCUUGCGCAAGUGGUCUCCACGGAAGGAAUCAAAUCCAUCGAAGAUCGCCUUCUGACGAAUGUCCGCGAUUUUGUCAACUUACUUGGUAAGAACGGAGACGAGUUUGGGAAUGUGAGGCCCGGGCUCGAUUCCAAGGACAAUGACUGGUCGCAAACGAAGCACCUGGCUCCGAUGUGUGACUGGGUAACCUUUGAUGUGAUCGGCGAUCUCUGUUAUGGGAGAGACUUUGAUAUGCUGCACUUGCCUGAUAUGCGAUGGUUCCCAUCGGUGGUCCUGAAGAUUACACGGCGCAGUAUGGCGGUACUCGGAUUCGAGAGCGCUCAGAGGCGCCAACGCCUCGGAAAUGACAUCGAACAAAAGGACUUAUUCUAUCAUAUGAUGAAUACAGCGGAUCCCAAGACGGGUAUUCACUUUACUCCUAAGGACCUCUGGGUGGAAUCCAUGCUCUUGAUGACUGCCGGCGCAGAUACCACUGCUACCGCAAUGGCCGGCACUUUCUUCCACCUCGCGCACAAGCCCAAUUUACUUGCACGCCUAGUGCGCGAGCUUCGUAUCACGUUCACCGAUGAAGAAGACAUUUGCAUGGGACCGGAGCUCGACUCAUGCGAAAACUGUUACAAGCUUGCAUCAACGAGACCAUGCGUCUCGCACCAUCUGUCUCUACCACAAUCCCCCGUACUGUGCUUGAAGGCGGAAUCGUGA